Messenger RNA from Lodderomyces margitis, 1668 nucleotides. Its product is annotated as bifunctional choline kinase/ethanolamine kinase. Lineage: Eukaryota; Fungi; Ascomycota; Pichiomycetes; Serinales; Debaryomycetaceae. The transcript has a single exon. Bases 1 to 1668 code for a protein of 555 amino acids. The record is from RefSeq and is a predicted model, not a curated record. Gene Ontology annotation, biological process: phosphatidylethanolamine biosynthetic process; phosphatidylcholine biosynthetic process. Gene Ontology annotation, molecular function: ethanolamine kinase activity; choline kinase activity. Gene Ontology annotation, cellular component: cytoplasm.
AUGGAGAUAUCACCAGCAAGUCUAACCCCACGACCAAGAUCAAGGUCAAGAACGAGAAACUCGACCGCCAAUUCAAGGUCUACCUCAGCAACGAGAAGGCCGAGUUUGUCGGGGUCAAGAAGGUCGUUAUCAAGCUCUUCCUUGAACAAAUUGACCAUCACACCAACGCAAAUUGACGAUGAACGGUCGGUACCAUCAGUGCAAGCUAUUUUGGAUAAUUCAUUGCCUGCUGAUUUUUUCAAGCAAGAUAUUGCAGCUUUGGCUAAAGCAUUGAGGAUCCAUAAAUGGCAUAAACGAAACUUGAACAUACACAGACUUAGAAUUACAAGAAUUUCUGGGGCUUUAACCAAUUCAAUUUACAAAAUCGACUAUGAUGAUGACGAGCAAGAUAUCCAUUUGCCUUCAUUAUUGUUAAGAGUAUAUGGAAAGAACGUCGACGAGUUGAUAGAUAGAGAUAACGAGCUAGUUACAUUGAUUAAGCUAUCGCAAAAGCGAAUUGGCCCUAGGUUGUUGGGAAUAUUUACAAACGGAAGAUUUGAACAGUUUUUAGAUGGAUUUGUCACUUUAACAAAAGAUCAAAUAAGGGACCAAGUUAUUUCGCAAAUGAUUGGUAGAAGAAUGAAAGAUUUGCAUUACAAGGUUGAAUUAACUAAUGAGGAGUUACAAGCCACUGUACCCACUUGCUGGAGAUUGAUUGAAAAAUGGCUCAAAAUCUUUGAAACUGAAUAUAAGCCGGGUUACGAGAAGGCAAAUAUCGACCUCAAAGAUAUUUUUAUGAUGGAAUUUGAUGAGUUUAAAGAGCUUGUGUUCAAGUACAAGCAGUGGUUGUUUAAAAAGUACGACGAGGAAGGUUUUUCUUCAAACUACAAAUUUUGCCAUAACGACACUCAGUAUGGUAACUUGCUUCUCCAUCAAUCGUUUAAUCCAAAAGAAAUUGUUCUCGACACGCCAAAUGGAUCGAGUACAAAUUUACCCGAGGUUGCCAUCAAGUCGACUUCUAAUAAAAAGGAUUCAAACUUGGUGGUGAUAGAUUUUGAAUAUUCAGGACCAAAUUUCCCUGCAUUUGACAUUGUAAACCAUUUCAGUGAAUGGAUGUCCAACUAUCACGACCCGGAAAGGUCAUAUUUCAUCAACAACGAGGCUUUUCCUACCCAAGUGGAGCAAUUGAAUUUUAUCAAAGCUUAUAUUGAAUAUGAUUUUCAAUUGCCGUCAUCGAACUUGGUGUCGGCAAAAUCAGACGAGGAGCUUUUGAACAAUACGAAUAACCACGCUGUCGGCAUUAUUCAGUAUGAAAUUGAAAAGAUGUUUAAUGAGUGUAUCUACUGGCGGUCAUCGGUCCAAAUUUUCUGGGCUCUUUGGGGAUUGAUCCAAAAUGGUCCUAUUGAACCAAGACCAGAGUUGAGCAGUCAAGAAAGUGAAAAAGGUGUUGACAGUACAUACAGUAUCACCGUUGAGAUGGAAAAGUUUGGACUUCAAGAUUUAGAUCUAACUGCUGGCGAUGCUAUAACUUCUAGUGAUGACGAUUUUGAUUACUUGAAAUAUAGUAACCAAAAAAUAGCAAUCGUUGCUGGUGACACUAUACAAUUUGGAUUACUUGAUAAGGGUAAUGUUGAUUCGAAGUUCCACGAUAGUAUCAAGUACUUAAGUUCAAAGACUUAUGACUUGUAA